GGCAGAUCUUGUUUUGCUGUGGCACUGUUAAGGGCGGUGAACAGCAGAACCUCCUAAACUCAUAACCUUUAUAUACUUAGUACUUAAUCGUAGUGAAUCAAAAAGAAAUGUUUUUCCAUCUCCAAGAAAAUCUGCCAACACUCCACAAGAGUCUUCCAGACAUCAUGUCCCUCCUUUAUAUUUCCAUCUUAUGGGUCUGUGCCUGUGUGGAAAGUGCAGAUCCUCCGAUUACUCUAUCAGCUCCAGUGGGUUCCACAGUCAUCCUGCCGUGUAAACUGCCUGGCAUGUUCAAUCAAACAUCACUUAUUCGGUGGAAGAUGAACGAUGAGCUUGUGUUUCAGCGAAGCAUUAAUGCUUCGAUUCCAGGUUCGGGAUAUGAAGGCCGUGUGGAUGUUCCUCUGGAUGAGCUGCGUAAAGGAAACUGUUCCUUGGCGUUGAAGAACAUCCAAAUCACUGAUGACCGUUUCUACAAAACCUUUACAAUGGAACAUGUGGACACUACAAAUGUGAAAGUAAUUACCAGUGUUAGAGUCUCAGUCUAUGCCAUUGAGAUAUCAGCUCGAGUGGGUACCACAGCUGUCCUGCCAUGUGAUUGGAUCGGUUUGUACAUAACAAACCCUCAUGUUGAGUGGUACAUUGAUUCUGAGAUUGUGUUCGAGCAAAAGGGUGACGAGUCAUUUGUGGGUGCAGGAUAUGGGGGCCGAUUGAAUGUUUCUAAGGAUGAGCUGGUUAGAGGAAAAUGCACCCUGGUGGUGAAGAAUGUCAGUGUUACUGAUGCUGCUGUCUACAGAAGUGCAAUGGUACAAUCAGACAAUCAGAAAUCUGUCUUGGUCCAGACGGUUAAACUGACAGUUUUUGGUGUUGCAGGAAUAAAUUACCCCCACCCUCUGAUCCUCGUCAUGUCCUUCCUCAUGUGCUUGAUUUUCUCACGUUGAGGAAACAUCAGUGUGAUCUGUGUGAGUACAGAAACUUCUGUGAGCCGAGAGAUUCGCCUUAUAAAGAAAACUCGUUUAAGGAAAAAAACGAGGGAAGAUUUCGGUGUGUUUUAUCCACGUUGUCAACAAGUCUACAACUGUGAGGAGCAGGAGAACAUUAUUACAGUAUUACUGAGAACAUGAAACCACAGAUGAUAUUAGCUAGCGAUUUUUUUCCUGUCUGUUUCUCUAUUUCAUAUAUAUUGGUUCUGAUUUUAGUGAAGGUGAGAGUAAUGUGUGAAGGUGUCGUUUUAUUGGGAGAUUAUUCUUUGAUAAAUAUCCAGAGUUUUUAAUUAAGUGAAGGUCUCUAAAGGUGUUAUUUAAUUGGGAGUGUAUUCUUUAGUAUAUUUCUGUGUAUUUGUUUUGUGACAGUGUGUAGAAUUGUUGCUUGAUUGGGGGUCUAAUCUGUUUUCUUUUAAUAAAUGUGUAAUGGUUUACUGAA
Molecule: messenger RNA, 1416 nt
Organism: Tachysurus vachellii
Lineage: Eukaryota; Metazoa; Chordata; Actinopteri; Siluriformes; Bagridae
Exons: 5
Coding region: 108-935 (275 amino acids)
Biological process (GO): immune response; negative regulation of T cell proliferation; T cell costimulation
Cellular component (GO): external side of plasma membrane
Source: RefSeq, a predicted model, not a curated record